This is a messenger RNA of Eremothecium cymbalariae DBVPG#7215, 600 nucleotides long. It is a transcript of the gene MED7, whose product is annotated as mediator complex subunit MED7. Gene Ontology annotation, molecular function: transcription coregulator activity. NCBI's taxonomy places the organism in Eukaryota, Fungi, Ascomycota, Saccharomycetes, Saccharomycetales, Saccharomycetaceae. The transcript has a single exon. The record is from RefSeq and is a predicted model, not a curated record. The coding region runs from base 1 to 600 and encodes 199 amino acids. Gene Ontology annotation, biological process: regulation of transcription by RNA polymerase II. Gene Ontology annotation, cellular component: core mediator complex; mediator complex.
AUGUCCGAAUCCAACAACAUAAGUUCUCUAUACCCCCCACCUCCCCCAUACGUGCAGUUUUUCACUAAGCAAAACCUGGACAAACUGCCUCAAUACCGCUCUACACAUCCAGACCGCGAUCCUGGCACCAUAUCCUGUGAGCUAGACUUCCUCAUCCCACCCCCGGUUCCCAGUUUCGGCCAUUACAGGGCUUUUGGGAACAUAUGGCAGGUCAAAGAUAAACUGCCAGAUCUAGAAACUGUCGGGCUAAGCAAACUUUACGACGACUCAGGCCAAGAAGGUAACAACUACCAAUACAAAAUUAAAGAGCUGCAUAAACUCCUCAAGUCGUUGCUCUUAAACAUGCUAGAACUAGUCGGCAUCCUCGGCGUUAACCCAGAGCUCUUUCCACCAAAAGUAGAAAACAUCAGGACUAUACUGUUCAACAUACAUCACCUACUGAACGAAUACAGGCCCCACCAGUCCAGAGAAUCCCUGAUCAUGCUACUUGAGGAGCAAUUGGAGCAUAAGAAGAAAGAAAUCACACAUAUCAACGCCGUCUGCGACCUUGUAGAGACUAAGCUAAAGGAUAUGUGCCAACAGUACAUAGAUGACAAAUGA